GCCCGGCCCCGCCGAGCCGCGCAGUCCCGGCCGCCCCCCGGCAGCCAUGGGGCCGCGGUGGCUCCCGCUGCUGGCGGUGACCAUCGCCGUGGCCCAGGCGGCGACCUUUCUAUCCCAGCAAUAUGCCUCUCAGUUCCUGCUGCGGAAACGUCGAGCCAACUCCUUUUUGGAAGAAAGCAAGAAAGGAAAUCUAGAGAGAGAAUGCAUUGAAGAAUUGUGCAAUAAGGAAGAAGCCAGGGAAGUCUUUGAAAACAAUCCUGAAACUGAGUAUUUUUAUCCCAAAUAUUUAGACUGCCUUGCCUCCCAUCGAGCUGGGGUGUUCAGGGUUGCUGCGGUUACUCCCGAUUCUCCAGCUGACCUGAGGGACUGUGUCAAGGAAAUUUCCAACCAGUGCAGCCCCCUGCCCUGCCAUAAAGAUGGAUAUAAGGAUUGCGUAGAUGGACAAGGCAAAUACACCUGUGUCUGCAAACCGGGGUGGAGAGGAGAGAACUGUGAAGAAGAUAUAAAUGAGUGUGAAGACUUAAAUGGAGGUUGUAGCCAACGCUGUGCCAAUUUACCCGGGAGCUACCGCUGCUUGUGUGAAGAUGGAUACUUCAUGCGCCCCAACAAAUGGGAUUGUGCAGAUAUAAAUGAGUGUGUGCUACAUCCAAACAUCUGUGGGACAGCCAUCUGUAAAAACACCCAGGGAAAAUAUGAAUGUGAAUGUGCAGAGGGCUACGCAUACAAUUCAACUUCCAAGAGCUGUGAAGAUAUCGAUGAAUGUGCUGAAAAUAAUUGUGCUCAGCUCUGUGUAAACUCUCCAGGAAGUUACAGCUGCUACUGUGAUGGCAAGAAAGGGUUCAAGCUCUCCAAGGACAUGAAGAACUGUGAGUCUAUUACUGAGUGUAUCCCACUGAACCUCGAAAAGAAUUAUGAACUCCUUUACCUGGCAGAGCAAUUCAUUGGAAUUCCCGUCCUCUACCUAAAGUUUAAAUUGCCUAAUGUCACAAGAUUUACAGCAGAGUUUGAUUUCCGGACAUAUGAUGCAGAGGGAGUUAUCCUGUAUGCAGAAUCCUUUGACAGUUCAGCAUGGAUAUUGCUGGCUCUUCGUGAUGGCAAGAUUGAAAUUCAGUUCAAGAAUGAAUUUGGAACAAAACUCACCAGUGGAGGCAAAGCCAUUAAUGAUGGGCUGUGGCAUAUAAUAUCAGUUGAAGAACUGGAGCACAGCAUCAGUGUGAAAAUAGCCAAAGAAGCUGUGAUGAGUAUUAACAGCCCAGGAACUCUUUUUAAGCAGUCCCAGGGUUUCUUGGAGACUAAGAUGUACAUUGCAGGAUUGCCUCGCAAAGUGGGUGAUGCUCUUGUUAAACAGAUUAACCCUCGAUUAGAUGGCUGUAUUCGUGCCUGGAACCUGAUGAAUCAGGGACAUUCAGGUGUAAAAGAAGUUAUUCAAGAGAAACAAAGCAAACACUGUUUAGUGUCAGUGGAGAGAGGAUCCUUCUACCCUGGCACUGGGAUGGCAGCAUUUCAGAUAAACUACAAUAACCCUGACAGUGCUGAAGAUUGGCUAAUAAAUGUGACUCUGAGUAUUCGCUCAUCCACAGACACUGGUGUUAUGUUUGCCUUGGUUUCUAAUGAAACAGUGCCUCUUGCAUUGUCCAUAGUGGACUCUAACUCCUCUGACUCACAGAAAAUCGCUGUGACCAUUGGAAGCAUCACCGUUAAACAUCUGGAAUCAAAGAAGUUAUGUACCCCCAGGAGGGUGCAGGUUGGACUUUUAGUAACCAAAGAGGAACUUAAGCUGUCUGUGGAUUCACACACAGACAGAAGCAGUUCAGAGCACCUGUCUGUCCUGAGCCAAGCCAUGAUGGCAAAUGUUGUCACUUACUUGGGUGGGCUGCCAGAUGUUCCUCCGGGUGCUACACCAGUGACUGCUUUCUAUAAUGGCUGCAUGGAGGUGAAGGUCAACAACAGGCAGCUGGACCUGGAUGAAGCCAUUUCCAAACACAACGACAUCAGAUCUCACUCGUGCCCGCUGAUCAUGCAGUAACGGUUCAGAUAUUAAUUUAACUUCUUUUUUUUUUUUCCUUUCAGAUAUAAUUUGUGUAAUUAGUCUCAUGCUGUAAUGAAGCCUGCAUUGUUUCAUGCAAGAUAUGCCAGGAAAUAGUCAGUGUUUUUCCUCCUUUUUGUAUAGAAUGGAGGAAAAAUCCCCUCUCUGUUCAAAGAGACAAUCAAGAUGAAAAUUCUGUAAAAUGUUCCUUUUUUCAUAUCAGUGGUAGAUUUUAAAGCCAAAUUCAUCUUUCACAUUCGUACUAUGUCCUUGGCAUAUUUAGCCUGGAGAGAAGGCUUGGGAAUUUCUGUUUAGAAACAAUUUUACUUUUCAUUUUUCAUGUAUCAGCACAAAGUUACCAGUUGAAAAUCAUUUCAGU
Empidonax traillii (willow flycatcher) is the source of this 2405-nucleotide messenger RNA. It is a transcript of the gene PROS1, whose product is annotated as protein S. Gene Ontology annotation, cellular component: extracellular region. Bases 47 to 2026 code for a protein of 659 amino acids. The transcript has 15 exons. The record is from RefSeq and is a predicted model, not a curated record. NCBI's taxonomy places the organism in Eukaryota, Metazoa, Chordata, Aves, Passeriformes, Tyrannidae. Gene Ontology annotation, molecular function: calcium ion binding.